GUGCGGAUUGACAGUGGGAGCCCUGGCGCCGGACGCGGGGCUCGGUGACAGCGGAGGCGGCGGCCGCGGGCUGGACAUAGGGAGCGGCGGCGGCGCCGACGGCAGCGUGAAAGGGCGGGCAGGGCGGGCCUUCCCGGUGGCGCGGAGCCGGAGGAGUCCGGGAGGGGGCGGCAGGCGCAGCUCGCGGGCCGGACACCUGAACUUGGGACAAGUUGCCGGAGCCGCGGGGGACAGGCGGCGGACGGAUUGACCUUCAGAGAUAGGGAGCCAGUGCCAGUGGCCGCCAUGGCGUCGCGCAUCGGCUGCGGAUGCAGCUCAUGCGGGAGCAGGUACAGCAGGAGGAACAGCGGGAGCGCAUGCAGCAGCAGGCCGUCAUGCAUUACAUUGCAGCAGCAGCAGCGCAGCAGCAGCAGCAGCAGCUGGGUGGGCCGCCCACCCCGGCCAUCAACACCCCCGUCCACUUCCAGUCUCCGCCACCUGUGCCUGGGGAGGUCCUGAAGGUGCAGUCCUACCUGGAGAACCCUACCUCCUACCACCGCAGCAGUCCGGGACCAGAAGGUGCGGGAGUAACCUGUCCGAGACCUACGGGAACAAGUUCGCCGCCCACAUCAGCCCCCGCCCAGGGCUCCCCGAAGCCCCUGCCCGGCUGCCUCCCCGGGGGUGCGGGCCGGACACGUGAUGUCCUCCUCAGCUGGCAACAGUGCUCCCAACAGCCCCAUGGCCAUGGUUGCACAUUGGCUCCAACCCCGAGAGGGAGUUUGAUGUCAUCGACAACAUUAUGUGUCUGGAUGACGUCCUGGGCUUCAUCAAUCCUGAAACUCAGAUGCCAACACGCUUAG
This is a messenger RNA of Lynx canadensis (Canada lynx), 839 nucleotides long. Its product is annotated as transcription factor EB-like. The record is from RefSeq and is a predicted model, not a curated record. NCBI's taxonomy places the organism in Eukaryota, Metazoa, Chordata, Mammalia, Carnivora, Felidae. Gene Ontology annotation, cellular component: nucleus. Gene Ontology annotation, biological process: regulation of transcription by RNA polymerase II. The coding region runs from base 309 to 839 and encodes 176 amino acids. Gene Ontology annotation, molecular function: RNA polymerase II cis-regulatory region sequence-specific DNA binding; DNA-binding transcription factor activity, RNA polymerase II-specific. The transcript is spliced from 5 exons.